CGUCAACGCGCCUCAGGCCCGCAAAGACGCAGACACGCGACUGCGGCUCACGAGUGAGUGUAGAACCGUUUGCGUUCAGGUAAUCUGCAGCCAAACACGCCUGCUUUCGGUCAUCUAGGCACCUGGUAUCGGGAAGCCGUAUUUUCUGCCUGACGCAUUGGUGGGCUUUUUUUUCUCCAGUAGCACGCGAUUCAUCCUGUCCUCUCGGCGGCCAACAUCUGCUCUCGUCUACCUGGUAUCUACCUACCUAUGAACAAUCUCCUAGGCCUCAUUUCAUAUAUACGCCGAAAAUAACAAUCCAGAAGUAUCAGCAACCUGCGACAAAAUGGAGAACUCCCUGAGGCGCCACUUCUUCCACCACGGUGGCCAAGAUCCCGCAGUCACAAACAGGUCCCGGGAGGUCCGAAAGUGCCACUGGUGUCAGCUGCGCUCUUUCGAGAAGCACGCUCUGUACCCCAUCUCGAUAGUCAAUGACACCGAUGACCUUCAGACGCUUCCGCAGAAGUUCAAGUUCAUUUCCGAGAACCACCUGGGGCCAGGCGUCUCGCGCGCAGAGGCUAGCUUCCGCAGCGGUUGCGAGUGCGCCAACCCCCAGGACUGCAUGAAAGGAGGUUGCCAGUGCCUCGAAGAGGUCGACGAUGAGGUCAGUGACAGCGAUGACUACGAGGACGGCAAAGGCUCCGGCGCGUCGGAAAAGACGCUCUUUUCCUACUACUCCACCGGGCCCAAGGCCGGCCUUCUCAAGAAGAGUCGGCUGCAGAGCAGGCAGCCGAUUUAUGAGUGCCACGAGGGCUGCAGCUGCGGGCCAGACUGUCCCAACCGCGUGGUUGAGAGGGGCCGGAUGGUGCCGCUGCAGAUUUUCCGCACCGAUGACAGAGGCUGGGGCGUCCGCUCAGUUAUCGACAUCAAGUGCGGCCAGUUUGUGGACACGUACCUCGGCGAGGUCAUCACGUCCGAUGAAGCCGACCGUCGUCGUAACGAGGCCACAAACGCCCGGAAGAAGGACAUAUAUCUAUUCGGACUAGACAAGUUCAUCGACGAGAACUCUCCAGAUCCGCGGCUGACAGGGCCGCCUCUCGAGGUUGAUGGUGAGGACAUGAGCGGCCCAUCCCGGUUUAUCAACCACAGUUGCGACCCCAACAUGCGCAUAUUUGCGCGUGUGGGUGAUCACGCGGACAAGCACAUGCACGACCUGGCUCUGUUUGCAAUACGCGACAUCCCCAAAGGGGAAGAGCUGACAUUUGAUUACGUUGACGGUGUUGACAUUGAUAAGGCGUCCAAGACGGACGGCCACACAAAGUGUCUGUGCGGAUCUAACAAGUGUAGGGGCUGGCUUUGGUAAUAAAGGACAAGGGCAUGUGGUGGUUAGCAUGCUAGCAGGCCAGUCGAGCCAGUUGUCGAGAACGCAAGCUGUGUUUUCAUCCUGACAAGACACUGGCAAGUAAGCCAACAGCGCAGCUUGCAACAAUAAUUACGCCCGUUCUAGUUGGUGCUCAUGCAGCUACUGGUCAGAAAUAUCUUUGUAUCAGUGGAACUCCGUUGUUGAAAGUUGUGACUUUGUUAAUAUCUUUUGAAACGACUUUGUUUAGAGAUUGCUGCCUAUUCUUCUUCCUCAGGCCAAAGUCUCAUCGUUCUAGGAAGCAGGGGGGCUGGUCACUAACCGAAAC
This is a messenger RNA of Gaeumannomyces tritici R3-111a-1, 1667 nucleotides long. Its product is annotated as histone-lysine N-methyltransferase. Bases 326 to 1342 code for a protein of 338 amino acids. Gene Ontology annotation, cellular component: nucleus. The record is from RefSeq and is a predicted model, not a curated record. Lineage: Eukaryota; Fungi; Ascomycota; Sordariomycetes; Magnaporthales; Magnaporthaceae. The transcript has 4 exons. Gene Ontology annotation, molecular function: histone methyltransferase activity; protein binding; zinc ion binding.